GUGGUGGCGGCUGCAGGAAAGGUCGCAACGAGUGCUGGGACGUGUACGUGCUGCCCGAGCACGAGAGAAAGCCCAUGGGCGACGGCUUCGCCCACGACGAGGGGUCCAGGCCCCACACGUGGUGUUCGAACUUGGACGAUAUCUCCACGGCUGCCCCGCUAGUAGAGUGGAGCGUCUGGUCCUGCAAGCUGAAGUGCCAGCUGGACAAAGACUGCACCGCGAUCCUCUACCAGUCUGGCGACUGCGACGGUGUCACCUCGGAGGGGUCGAAGUCGUGCCACCUGCUCAAGGGCGCGUGCAAGGAGAGCCACGGGGACAGCUGCUGGGACCUCCACUACAAGAAUAAGGACGACGCGCCCUCGACAUCUUCGACCUCCAGGAAGGUGGACGACGCGCCCUCGACAUCUUCGACCUCCAGGAAGGUGGACGACGCGCCCUCGACAUCUUCGGCCUCCUCGAGCUCUGCGGAUUCGCAGAAGGUGGAGGUGGCGACGUCGAGCAUCACGACGACCCCGCGGCGGGCGAGGCCCUCGCCCGCCCAGACCAAGGGCACGCUCGCCGAGGACAUGGACGCCGAGGUUCUGAACUUGAUCACGGUCGAGGAUUGGAAGUCCCUCCGGGUCGGAGACAGGCUGAAAAUCUGCGCCAAGACUGCGGACAAGAUCGAGUUCUCCACGAUCCACGCUGUAGGCCCCGAGGAGGGGCAAUGGAUCCUGGACGAGAAGCUCGCGCUCCCUCACCAGAAAGGCACACACGUCGUGUUGCAAGAUGGCGACUGCCCAGAGCUCGAGAUGACCACCACGGAGGAAGAGCUGCCCUCGACGGUGACCGAGACCACGACAACCCACAACGCGCUGUUCAGCCUCACGCAGCCCGUCAGUGCGGGCAAGUUCGACAUCAUGGUGGACAGGCAAGAUUGUUUCGAGAUUGGAGACACAAUUAGUUUCGUGCGCAAGCCGGACGUUAGGUAUUGUGUCGGCCGGCGCCUUAUUGCGCCCAGCAUCAUGGAGCAUUGUCGCACUUACAAUUUUUUGCUGCGGUAG
Prorocentrum cordatum is the source of this 1043-nucleotide messenger RNA. NCBI's taxonomy places the organism in Eukaryota, Dinophyceae, Prorocentrales, Prorocentraceae. The record is from the annotation of a GenBank genome assembly.